Drosophila sechellia is the source of this 1758-nucleotide messenger RNA. RefSeq names its product Fatty acyl-CoA reductase in oenocytes (gene FarO). Gene Ontology annotation, cellular component: peroxisome. NCBI's taxonomy places the organism in Eukaryota, Metazoa, Arthropoda, Insecta, Diptera, Drosophilidae. Gene Ontology annotation, molecular function: alcohol-forming very long-chain fatty acyl-CoA reductase (NADP+) activity. The transcript is spliced from 6 exons. The record is from RefSeq and is a predicted model, not a curated record. The coding region runs from base 148 to 1662 and encodes 504 amino acids. Gene Ontology annotation, biological process: long-chain fatty-acyl-CoA metabolic process.
CAUUGAACCCGAAAUUAGCAUGUAAAUGUAGUGGCGCAGCUCAUGUUAAUCAAAUCACGGAUUUAAUGAACACGAGCAGUUCAGUUAAGCGGAUCGACCCCUGGAGCGGCGUUUCAGUGCUUUGCGGGCUCUGGUCAGUGAAUCACGAUGCACCAUCCACCAUCCGGGGAAAUGGAGGAGUUCUUCGAGGAUAGCGAGUUAUUCGUGACGGGCGGAUCUGGAGUGGUGGGCAAGGCGCUGGUCGAGAAGCUCCUGCGCUCCUGCAACGUUCGCCGCAUCUACGUUCUGCUGCGUCCUCGCAAACAGCUGACAGCGGAGCAGAGACUCGUCCGACUGCGGCAGGCCACUGUCUUUCACGUGCUGGCCGCGCAAAAGCCCGAAGAGCUGGACAAGAUCGUGGCGGUCCCGGGCGACGUCUCUUUGCCGGGACUGGGCAUCGAUCCCUCGAUGAUGCAGCGUAUGAAAGGUGUUUCCCUGGUCUACCACUGUGCAGCCACGGUGCGAUUCGAUGAGCCGCUCCGCGAGGCCCUACGUCUGAAUGUCGGAGGCACCUUGGAGGCGCUCAAAUUCGCCGAGACUCUGCCCAAGCUGAGGGCCUUCGUCCACGUUUCCACAUUCUACAGUAAUCCCUAUUUGACGCGGGUGGAGCCCAAGUACUACUCCUCGCCGAUGGACUGGCGGUUGUGCCUUCGACUGAUCGACGAUGUCGCAGACGACGGGAUGCUCAACGCGUUAACAAGAAAGUUGAUCGUGGGCUUUCCCAACACGUAUACGUUUACCAAAAACCUGGCCGAAUCCCUGGUGAAUGACUACCGCCAUCGGCUGCCAGUAAUAGUGUAUCGUCCUUCCAUAGUUCUUUUUGCCGUGGACGACCCAUCGCCUGGAUUCUCGCCAUCCUUGAUGGGCGCCAUGGGACUGUUCGCGCUGGUCGGCGCUGGAAUCCUCAAGACUGUUUACCUGGGAAAGGACAUUCGACUGGACAUCACGCCGCAGGACAUUGGCAUCAAGAGCAUGCUGUGUUACACCAAAAUGGGCUACGAGAUUUACAGGCAGGGCCCACCGGCUGAUCUGCCAGUUUACCUGUCCUCGUCGUGCACCCACGUGCCGCACACCUUCACCCAGAUUGCCGAGCAGAUGGACACGCUGGACUUGUGGCGGGAUGUGGCAUUUGAAAAGAACCUGAUGAUCCCGGGCUGCCACUACACGGAUAGGCGGUGGGCCUACCAGUUUCUCGUCUUCACCAAGCAGAUCCUGCCGGCCCUUAUUCUCGAUCUGCUCCUAAGGAUCUUCGGUCGGAAGCCCGUGCUGAUGAGUGCGGUUCGCAAGGCCUACCAAACGCUGGAGGUGAUGCAGCCCUUCAUGUUCAACAACUGGGACAGUCCCGGUGUUACGGACAUGGAGUCGCUGUCCAAGCAGAGCGAGGGUUCUGCAUUCAACUUGGAUGCCUUCAACCAUCCGGACAUCCAUGGCCUGGUGAUUCAAUCCUGCGGCAGCAUGCUCUACAGUAUCCGAACGCACUUGCUACGCGAGGAUCCGAAGACUCUGGGGCGUUCCAAGAGAAUCUUAAGGAUCAAGGUGUUCCUCUACCGGCUGCUUCGCCUCUUUUUGCUCUACAAGCUGAUCCUCUGGCUUUGGAGAAGCUAUCUGGCGCAUCUCUUCUAGACUACAAUGUUUCCAUGCUACCUUUUUCCCUUUUUUUUAAAAAAUCUAAGUAGAAUUGAAUUUUAAGUCAGCUCAAAUAAAUCAAAUGUCAUUCUA